Molecule: messenger RNA, 2605 nt
Organism: Dermatophagoides farinae (American house dust mite)
Lineage: Eukaryota; Metazoa; Arthropoda; Arachnida; Sarcoptiformes; Pyroglyphidae
Biological process (GO): SCF-dependent proteasomal ubiquitin-dependent protein catabolic process
Cellular component (GO): SCF ubiquitin ligase complex
Source: RefSeq, a predicted model, not a curated record
AGAAAAGGAACCGAAUGUCCGAAUGUAUUGAUUGGGUUCAAUGUUUAGAUUCAUUCGUUUCAAUCAAUCCGAUUUGGAUUCCAAUUACGCAUCAUCCAUUUCCAUUUUUAUUAUUAUCGUCUGAAUGGUUUACAGUAGUAGUGGUAGUGGUAAUGGUAAACAGAUAUUCGAACUGCUACAACGUUCCUGUGUGUGUUGGUGUUUGUAUUGAUUGUGAAAUGGUGCGGCCAUAUAUAUAAACUUUGUAUUUGAUAUAUUUUUUUCGCACUCAAAUCUUGAUUCGAAUUAACUUGAAUAAGCGUUCUGGAAUCUUCAUCUUAAUAUAAUCAUCGCAGAAACACUGCCUACAUUUAUCCAUUGCUGCCAAAAAGUUGAAUUUCCACCAAAUACGCAUAUAAUCAUCAUUUUUGAUCGUUUUCAAAAUCGAGUCGAAUAAACAUCAAUAAAACAAGAAAACAGAUUGGUCAUUCAUGUGGAUUGAAUAUAAAAAUUUAUGUCUACAGCCUGUACUUGUCUGAAUAUGUGAAUAUUAAUAACCAGUCUUAAUGCUUGCGAUUUAAUCGAAUAUUGACAAUGUUUUCCAUAAAUUUUCCAACUUAUUCUCGUCUGGACGCAUUAAAUUCGUUGGUUACAAAAUCAGUUCAUGUUCUUUGUUUACCGGUCGAUUUUUUAUAUCAACGACCUGCUAGCGAUUGGUCAAGCCUAUACGAUUUAAAUAUCUUGAAUCGUUUCGAAUCCAAAAACAAGAAAGCACCAUAUCGUCUUCUCCAACGUUUAUAUGAUGAUUAUUUAAUUCGAAAUAACCAAAAAUUCUCUUUGCUCGAUGUAAAUUCACGUCAAGCAAUCAUUGAUUAUAUAAUUCGGGAACGUAUAUCGGUGCAGGCUGAAUUUGUCAUCAGCAUAAUCGAAGAUGGUGGAGUAUAUAAUCUCAAUCUUUGGCAGUUGACCGAAAUAAAUGAAUUUACUCACGAAGAAAUCGACCGUAUGCUCAAAGCGAUGUACACAUUUUCAAAAUGUUUCCGUCAGUUAUCAUUAGGUGGUGCCAGUUGGAUCUAUCAUAAUCCAAUCGUAAAUGGUGCAUUGAAAAUGUUUCUUUGUAAUAACCGGAAUUUAUUCAACGUAAAAGCUUUGCGAAUUCAACAUUUGACAUCUGAAAUUGAUAUUACCUCAUUAUUCAAUUCAUGUGCUAAUCUGGAACAUUUAGAAAUCGCUGAACCUUCAUUGAAAAAUCGUGACAUGUUCAAAAUGACAAAGCAUUUAUCAUCGAAUCCAGAUCUUUCCAUUUGUCGAUCAUUACAACAUAUAACCUUACCGUCAUCAUUGCAAGAAGAAGGAAUCAUGCAUUUUUUGGCCCAUUUUCCUAACAUAACUCAUCUACGGUGUACCCCAUUUGAGCAAUUAUUGGAUUUGUUGGAACAUUCGAUUACUAAUGGUUCUUCGAAUAAAUUAAUUGCUGAAAAAGCAUUGAAAGUUUUGUCGAAUCUUCGAGCAUUAUCGAUAGCUCAUCCAAUGAGUCGCAACAUGGUAAAUCGUUUGCUUUCAAAUUGUCCACAAAUCGAAGAAUUAUCACUGGAAUUACAAAAAUACAUGUCUCUAUCCACAUUGGCAACUUCAGCACAACGGCUUGUCAAACUUGAACUUCAUAAUUCAGCCAAUCAAUCGAUUAGUUUUGCGGAUCACGUCGUGCCGAUAUUGGAAGGAUGUGGACAACAAAUGCAAGUGUUGAGCCUGAUCAAUUUUGAUCACAUUGAUUUGACUAAAUGUGCCCAAUACUGUCCAAAUUUACGUUCAUUGUCAGCACAAUGCUUCACAACAAUCACCUAUCAACGACGAUUAUUACGUUGGAUGAACGUGAGAAAUCCUUUUGGAAAUCUCAAACAUUUACGAUUACGUCCUCGACCUGAUUAUUCCCUACCUGUUGAUAUUUGUGUUUCUUUGCUAAAGAAUUGUCUAAAUCUUAGCCACAUUGAACUAUAUUGUUGUCUAGAGCUAACCGAUGACAAUAUUGAUCAAAUUAAUCAAACAAAUCGUUUUGAACGGCUUCAGACUUUCAUCCUACGUCAUGGUCACAGUGUUACUGAUCAUGCUUUAUGUCGUUUAGUUUCCUGUGCUACAUCGCUUAACAAUCUGGUCUUUCAUGAUUGUGGACUAGUUCCACCCGAUAUCAAAGAAAUUUUGUGAUCAAAUUCAUUUUUGAUAUAUAAACUCAUAUACAUAAAAACAAUUGUUUUGAACAUUUUUGUACAUUAAAAAAAAUUGAUAUUUUACUUGAUAUGAAAUUUUUUUUAAAAGCUUAUCAAAAAAUAGAUCAAUUUAGAGAUAAAAAUGGAAGGUAAGAUGGUGCAAACAAAGUAUUCUCUGAUUAUUUUAAACAAUUGUUUCGAUUUCAGUCGGAAAAAAUUAAUUAAUAACAUGAUGAUGGCACUCGAGUUAGUGAUUGCCAUCAUUGAUGAUCAAUUGAUUGCCUUAUAUCACGAUAAGACAAUGUCAUUAUUUCCAAGUGUUGAACAACAACAGAUUACAUAUGUUAAAAACAAUCUUUGAAUGCCAAUUUAUACCUGUGUUUGUAUAUGUGUGUGGGUGGGGUGCAAACAAACAAUCAUUU